This is a messenger RNA of Hibiscus syriacus, 994 nucleotides long. RefSeq names its product protein SULFUR DEFICIENCY-INDUCED 1-like. NCBI's taxonomy places the organism in Eukaryota, Viridiplantae, Streptophyta, Magnoliopsida, Malvales, Malvaceae. The transcript has 4 exons. Bases 73 to 930 code for a protein of 285 amino acids. The record is from RefSeq and is a predicted model, not a curated record. Gene Ontology annotation, molecular function: protein binding.
UAAGAUAGCGAAGAGAAAGAGAAAUCUGAGGUGUUGCUCUUUUUUCCUUGGGCGAAUUUUAAGAAGAAAGAAAUGGGAGGCCAAGACCAGCUGUUUCAUGUUAUUCAUAAAGUUCCUCAAGGUCAUUCUCCUUAUGUCAAAGCCAAGCAUGCUCAGCUGGUAGAAAAGGAUCCGGAAGCAGCAAUAGUACUGUUUUGGAGGGCGAUAAAUGCGGGAGAUAGAGUUGAGAGUGCACUGAAAGAUAUGGCGGUGGUGAUGAAGCAGCUCAACCGAUGUGAAGAAGCCAUUGAGGCCAUCAAGUCUUUCAGAGGCCGUUGCUCCAAACAAGCUCAGGAAUCACUUGACAAUGUUCUUAUCGACUUAUACAAGAAAUGUGGGAGAGCAGACGAGCAGAUUGAAUUAUUAAAACGAAAGCUAAGAUUAAUAUACCAGGGGGAGAUCUUCAAUGGAAAACGCACCAAGACCGCACGCUCCCAUGGCAAGAAGUUUCAAGUGUCGGUUCAGCAAGAAAUUUCAAGAUUACUGGGAAACUUGGGGUGGGUUUACAUGCAAAAAUCAAACUACUUGACAGCCGAGGUGGUGUAUCGGAAAGCGCAGAUGAUCGACCGGGAUGCCAACAAGGCCUGCAACUUGGGUCUUUGCCUAAUUAAACAAGGCAGAUACGAUGAUGCGCGGAAUGUGCUCGACGAAAUACUCAAACGAAAAGUUCCGGGUUCGGAAGACAUUAGAGCCAGGAACAGAGCUGCGGAAUUGUUGAUGGAAAUCAGAGCAUUUGAGCCACCGUCAUCGGAAAUAGCAGAAAUUCUGGGACUUGAUGAUGAUUUCGUCAAUGAGCUUGAACCGUUGAUGAAUGAAUGGGCGCCGGUUAGAUCAAAGAGAUUGCCCAUUUUUGAAGAGAUCUCAUCAUUUAGAGAUCAGUUGGCUUGCUAAUACGAUUAAUUAUACUUGUUCAAAUGUAUGGGUUAAUGUAUUUAUGGUUGGAUUAGUUCUUCCA